Aspergillus chevalieri is the source of this 348-nucleotide messenger RNA. RefSeq names its product SBDS family protein. The record is from RefSeq and is a predicted model, not a curated record. The coding region runs from base 1 to 348 and encodes 115 amino acids. NCBI's taxonomy places the organism in Eukaryota, Fungi, Ascomycota, Eurotiomycetes, Eurotiales, Aspergillaceae. The transcript is spliced from 3 exons.
AUGACUCGUGGCAACGAAGCAAACUCCAAGGUUUUCUACAAGGGCGCCAACGAUGACUUUGUCGUUUUCGUCGACGACGUCGCCGCCCUCAACAACUGGCGCAAUGACCGCUCCAUCCCCCUUGCCCAGGUCGUGAACGGGUGGAAGAUUUUUGUUACUCAUAGACACGGAGCGCAGGGCCUCCUCGACGGCGCUAGCAAGGGCCUUUUGGAGAGCGAAUUCGGGACUUCGAAUGAAGACGACGUUAUGGUGAAAAUUCUUGAGAGAGGGGAGUAUCAGACUUCUGUUAACUCCGCGCACCAAGCUGAUAAGAAUGUCAACAAGGGUCCUUCUGUUAUUGGUCGGUAA